Symbiodinium sp. CCMP2456 is the source of this 372-nucleotide messenger RNA. The record is from the annotation of a GenBank genome assembly. NCBI's taxonomy places the organism in Eukaryota, Dinophyceae, Suessiales, Symbiodiniaceae.
AUGUCUGCAGAAGCAGAAGACGUCGAAAAGCAGCCCUUGCUAGCCGAGGAGAAACAGGCCAAGGAAGAUGAGAUCCAGGAGGAAGUGGAUGACUCAAUGUCCUACGAUGCGCGGAAGCUGAUCACCUUUGACGUGCUGCGCGCAGCCACGGGGACGAUCUGGGUGAAGGGAUCUUUGUGGAAGAUGAUGGGUAUGCUGCUGCUCGUUUCCGUGGUCACGGCCGUCGGGGUGUUUGUCUUGGUUGGCCAGCCGGAAAAGCUGGAAACCUCCAAGUACAACAAGCUCACCACAUUCCUGAAGGCUAUCGUGGGUUUGCUUCUUGGUUUCUUCCUCUCUUCAUCGGUGAAUCGCUGGCGGCCCGGCACGGAAUAG